AGGCUGUGGGAGAGGGGAGCCUUGGACUUGGAGUUCAUGGGAAGCAAAGCAGUAGGAACCAGCCUGCAGGCUCCCCCUGAAAUGGGAAGGCAGCCCAAGGAGGCGGGUCAGGAGACUCGGGAUUGAAGAGGUUCAGGAGGAAAUCUCUUGGACUUUGGACCCUUGGAUUUUCCUGACCCCUGAAGCAAUUGCUGUGUGGAGCGGAGGACAUUGAGGCCCAGAGAGGGAAAGUGACUCGCCCAGAGACACACAGGGCUCCAUGAUGAAUGCUUCUCAAAAGAAAGGUCUUGAGGAGCAGAGGCCUCUCCACAUUGUCACCCCUCUCCUGGAAAGUUGGACACUAUCCCUGGCUGCAGGCACCACUGUGUUCCUCAAGCUUGAGAAUGUCCAGCCUGCUGGCUCCUUCAAGAUCAGGGGCAUCGGACACUUCUGCCAGGAGAUGGCCAAGAAGGGCUGCAAACACUUCGUGUGUUCCUCAGGGGGAAAUGCAGGUGUGGCUGCUGCUUAUGCUGCCAGAAAGCUGGGCAUCCCAGCCACCAUUGUGCUGCCCAAGGGUGCCAACCCAACUCUGCUUUGGAGGCUGGAGAGGGAGGGGGCUGAGGUGCAGAUGGAGGGGAAGGUGUGGGAUGAUGCCAAUUUGAAGGCCCAGGAGUUGGUCAGAAUGAAUGGCUGGGUCAAUGUUCACCCCUUUGACCACCCACUGAUCUGGGAAGGCCAUGGCAGCAUGAUUCAUGAACUGAAGGAUACUCUGGGUGCCAAGCCAGGUGCCAUCAUCCUCUCUGUAGGGGGUGGGGGCCUCCUGGCUGGCGUGGUGGCAGGAAUGAAGGAGGUAGGCUGGCUGGAUGUGCCCAUCAUCGCCAUGGAGACCCGGGGGGCUGACAGCUUUAACCAGGCCAUUCAGGCUGGGAGACUUGUCACCUUGCCUGACAUUACCAGCCUGGCAAAAUGUCUGGGGGCCAAGACAGUGGCUGCCCGGGCGCUGGAGUGUGCCAGUGAGUGCCAGGUCAUCUCAGAGGUGGUGGACGAUGAGGAAGCCAUACAAGCCGUUGAACGCUUCCUUGAUGACGAAAGGAUGCUGGUGGAACCUGCUUGUGGGGCUGCCCUGGCUGCCAUCUAUUCGGGCUGCCUGGGCCGGCUCCAGGCUGAGGGCUGCCUCAGCCCCUCCCUAGGCUCCAUCGUGGUCAUCGUGUGUGGUGGGAACAGCAUUCAUCAGGCUGAGCUCAGGGCCCUCCAAGCCCGACUGGGGAGAAGCUGAGUGACCUCACCCUUCCAGGCCCUACUUGGGAUUAGACUCUCCGUUGAACUCCUUGGUGAUGAAAUGAUGCUGUCACAAAGUAACCCUGGAGAAAAUGACCUUUGUAGCCCUGUCCUCCUCCGGGAAGCCUUCCCUGAUCACUCCAAUCCCGUGAUUUCUCUCUUGUCUAACUGUUUUCUUCUUUGUCUCCCUAACUAGAUUGCAAGCAGGCAUGUGCCUUGUAUUUUUGCAUCAACUUCUCAACCUAAUCUCCUAAUAGUAGCACAGGCCUGGGGUCAUAGCAGACACUCAAUAAAAAUUUCAUAGUUUAAAUUGGGUCCAUAGAAUCUUUGAACCUUGGGACUGGAAAGGACCUUAGAGAUACCCCAUUUUACAAUGGAGGAAAGUGUGUCUCUCCUUUACUGAGAACCCCUCGAUGGCUCCCUAUUGAACAUACAAUAAAGUGUUGUAGUUGUUCAGUCA
Molecule: messenger RNA, 1717 nt
Organism: Dromiciops gliroides (monito del monte)
Lineage: Eukaryota; Metazoa; Chordata; Mammalia; Microbiotheria; Microbiotheriidae
Gene: SDSL
Product: serine dehydratase like
Exons: 10
Coding region: 260-1255 (331 amino acids)
Biological process (GO): L-serine catabolic process; L-threonine catabolic process
Molecular function (GO): threonine deaminase activity; L-serine ammonia-lyase activity
Source: RefSeq, a predicted model, not a curated record